AUGAGCGCGGAACGACUUCUGCUGUGUCCAGAACGGCCAAAAUGGACUGCACCGCUGGGGGCCGGGGUUGAUGGAAGCCAAGGACAAUCCUUGCUGAGUGCUUUGCGCUGUCUCCUGCCUCAAGAUCCGGUGAUGAUGGCGGGUGAAAGCAAUGCCUUAGACGAGGUGGACGGUUUCUCUUUAUUGGAAGUUCCGCAGGAUGCUGAGGAGGAGCUUCAGGAGGAGGAGGAGGAGGCACCGAAGGCGGGCUGGUGGAAGUGGUGGUUAAUCCAUGCCAUCUCCUUUCCACAGGAGAAAGAUGCUGGGGAGAGACAUCCAGAUGUGCGGGACGAAGCUGAGCUGGAUGUGACGCUUGAGACGACAGAUGGCAGCUGUUUGCCAGCUCGAAAUGUGACCGGAUAUGUCUUCACCGAAAUCUCCCUGCAUUUGGGGAAUUUCAGUGUUUUGGCCAAAUGCUCGGAACCAUCCUACACUGGAGAAGCGGAGGUCCUACCCUGCAAGGCUCAUCUGCAGGUGUGGCGAUGCGACGUCGACGUGGCAAUGGUUGUGGUGGGCUACCAGCUGCGGGGGUGCGUGGACACCCGCUGCAGUCCGGCAGAAGACCUUGAGGGCUAUGUCAUCACAGAGGGCUCCUUGGUCUACAAUGACUUCGAUGUCAGCGCUGCUUGCGCCGCAGGCUUUCAGGGCGAGGCCAAAGUCGGAUGCUGCCAACGCCCAGGUGCCCCAUACCAGCUCUAUGGCUGCGCCGCGAUAGCGAUAUCGCCAUGUGGAAAUUGGAGUGUUGAGAAGGUUGAGGCUUUCCUGCUUGGGCUACAAAGCUUAGCCAAGGACCUCACGAAGCAUUUCCAGCUGAUUGCGUCACUGUCCAAUGUCUCCGCCCUGCCCUGGACGCCUGCCGCGCAGCGCGCGGCCAUGAAGGCGGAGUACCAACGAAGGCAGAGUGCCUUGGAGGUGCUUCGGCGCCUGGGUGCAUUUGUGGCGCGGCUGGACCCGCGCAGCGCGGAGGAGGAGUUCCAAGGCAUUGCGGAAGAGGCGGAGAAGACCUUGGAGCAGAUGAAGGAGGAGCCCCCAGGGCCAGCCGCAGCGACUGACAGGGACUUGGGGCGAAGUUUGCAGCUGAGCUGCGACUUGGUUGGCAUCCAGCGAGCCAAUGAGCGCUUCGAUGAAGCAUCUUGGAUUCAAGGGAUCUAA
This is a messenger RNA of Cladocopium goreaui, 1191 nucleotides long. NCBI's taxonomy places the organism in Eukaryota, Dinophyceae, Suessiales, Symbiodiniaceae. The record is from the annotation of a GenBank genome assembly.